CGUACUGAGAGUCGGUAACCUGCGCUAACGGUCAGUAACAAACGCCUGUGACUUAUAAAUGUCUUUGCAAGUGGUGGACGUUGCUUCGGCCUACAACGUCAACCCUGGAACUUUGAUCCCGUGCCCUACGCUACACCAUGCCUAAAGACGCAUGCCAGGAAACGCCUCCUCAGUCAGUCCAGUGCUCUGGUGUGCCUCAGCACUGGGGCCCUGACAUUUUCAUCGCGCAAACGACACCGACUUCGAGGACUGGCUGACGGCAUAUGAAAGGGAGACUCGAGGUUGUCCACAUAGGAGCUGGCUCAACAGUUUGCUGACAGUUGCAAGCCAAGGUUGUCAUGGUUUACUGGACCAUGCGGGGGCCAGUGGUUAUAGCUGUCUUGCGACGUUUGCCUCGCAUUGCUCUGGCCUUCCUUCUGCUUCCAACGACUCUUCUCGAGAUGACGAAGGCAGAAGUGCUGUACGAGAUGUAUGCCGCCACACCGUACCAGACUGGUGGAGAUGUCUACUGCUCCACCUAUGCGGCGGACUCCUACGAAUACCCGACGUGGGCUGAGUACUUCGGCGGUGGCUGCGAGGGACGCCAGUGCAAGUUCAGAGGGGGCGACAUGCUUGUGCACCACUUCAGAUGCCGACCAGGGAUUGCGUCGCAGUCUCGCCGGUGCCGAAGCCCGGAGGAGGACAGCUCGUUCCCGAAUUGCUGCCUUCCUGCCUGCAGCGACGCACUCUACUGAAACGAUAGUGAGAAAGAUCCGCUUCUUCGCGGAAGCACGAAUGCCAAAGAUGUUUUCGUAUGUCAAACAGCUUCCCCGUGCCUUUUGAUCUUCAUUAUAUUUUUCGCAGAGAUAAAAAUGUUUUCUCUGAAUUUC
This is a messenger RNA of Dermacentor albipictus, 869 nucleotides long. RefSeq lists its product as uncharacterized. Lineage: Eukaryota; Metazoa; Arthropoda; Arachnida; Ixodida; Ixodidae. The record is from RefSeq and is a predicted model, not a curated record.